Messenger RNA from Temnothorax curvispinosus, 2003 nucleotides. RefSeq names its product protein SAND (gene Mon1). The transcript has 7 exons. Gene Ontology annotation, biological process: protein targeting to vacuole; endosome to lysosome transport via multivesicular body sorting pathway. The record is from RefSeq and is a predicted model, not a curated record. Lineage: Eukaryota; Metazoa; Arthropoda; Insecta; Hymenoptera; Formicidae. Bases 68 to 1723 code for a protein of 551 amino acids.
GACGAGUUAACGAGCAAUGGCAGUCGAUCUGCGUCGGUCUGCCGCCUCUGCCGCUGUUAAAUGUUAAAUGUCAAACGCCAGCGAGGGUCCGGAGGGUCGGAGUAGCGACUUGUCAGGGACGUUUUCGGUGGUAGAGAUGGCCGCGAAGGAGCCGAUCGUCGUCGAGUCGAUCGACGGCGGCGGCAUUGCCGAGCCCGGGAUCGAGCCCGGCGCUUCCACGGAGACGAUGCUCGUCACCACCGACAGCUUCGACGAGUACGAGCAGGAGAUGAGUAGCAGCAUCGACGGUGACAGGCAGAUGAAGGAGAGCACGACCAGCACUAUCUCCGAGAUCCAGGAGGACGUUGUGCAGGACGUUCCCACGAUACCCACGAUACCCACCUCCGCCAGUCCGGCAGAAUCCGAGAAAAACCUUUCCCUCGACGACGCGGAGAUGGACGAUGUCGCGCAUCGUUUGGGCCAAAGUAACAUAGACGGAGACCCGCUGCGUUGCAAAGCGUGGCUGGCGCAGAAGAAGCACAUUUUUAUCCUGAGUCAGGCGGGGAAGCCGAUAUAUUCUAGAUACAGUUCAGAAGACAAACUAGUCACAGUUAUGGGUGUUAUGCAGGCUUUAGUAUCGUUUGUCCAAGCCGGCAGCGAUAUGAUCAGAUCGGUACACGCUGGCGAUACAAACUUUGUUUUCGUCGUGAAAGGUCCGUUGAUCUUAGUGGCGGUAUCCAAAACUUUGGAAAGCGUACCUCAGCUCACCUUACAGUUAACAUAUGUAUAUAAUCAGAUAAUCUCUGUGUUGACGCAGUCUCAAUUGAAUAGAGUGUACGAUCAGAGGAGAAACUUUGAUCUACGAAGGUUAUUAACUGGUAGUGAAAGACUGAUAGAUCAUUUACUGAACUUUAUGGACAGAGAGCCCGCCUUCUUUCUAGGAGCCAUCAAAUGUUUGCCCUUGGUUCCCUCCAUGAGAAGUUCCAUUACGCAGACCAUCAUUCAAACUUGCGCUAAGAUCAAGAAUUUAGUAUUUGCCAUACUUCUAGCUAACAAUCAAUUGGUCACACUAGUUAGGAUGAAUAAAUUUUUCCUACAUCCAAUGGAUUUACAUAUAAUACAAAAUCUGGUGGACAGUUCCGAGUCGCUCAAAACUGCUGAAAGCUGGACGCCGAUCUGCCUACCGAAAUUCGAUUCCAAUGGAUACAUGCACGGUCAUGUGUCCUAUCUGGCAGAAGAUUGCCAGGCAUGUUUGUUGUUGCUCACCGUUGAUAGGGACGUGUUUUUCGUGCUAUCAGAGGCCAAACAAAAAAUCGUGGAGAAAUUGCGACGGACAAAUUGUCUAGAAGCGAUAAACGAGUCUAUGAACAAACCGACGGUAACGACUGCCGACAUUGGAUUACCUGAGAUGCGACACGUUUUAUACAAAUGCAAAAGUACCGCGCAAUUCUGGAGUCCCGGAGUUAAACCUCCUUACACAACGGAUGAAGAGAUAGAACGACUAUUGGGGCUUUAUCAGUGUUUGCAUCACAGACUGCAUUCUCCUAGUCGACCCUUAAAACUUAUAUUUCAGCAGCUAGAUAAGGAAACGAUGUUAGCGUGGGUGGCUUCUGGUUUCGAAUUAUACGUAACAUUUGAGCCUCUGGUAACGAAACCAGAUGCCAUUGAGGCAGUGAGCAAGCUGUUGAAGUGGAUAAAAAAAGAGGAAGAGAGAUUAUUCAUUCUGAACUCGCCCACAUUUUAAACAUUGCCAAGUAAUUUGUAAAAUACAUAGGGAAAAUAAUAUGUAAAAUUGAUAGAAAUAUUUGUCGACCAAAUUUCGAAAAUGUGUGAGAUGCAUCAAGGAUUCCAAAGUAAAACGUCCUCGUCAUAAGUUUCCAAAGGCAGGAGUAUAGUUAUUUUUCGUCCAUUAUUAUGCAUCGGUAAUUAAUAUUUUUUUAUUUACUAAAGCAAUUGUAAUAUAACGCAAAUAAUGUGAAAAUGUACAUAGAUUUAAAUAUGUUACAACGGAUUUGAUUCCGGGU